AUGCACUACCCAGGCGCUUGUAUUGGCCAACGCUCACUCAUACAGGGCGCGUCUCCCCGCGAGCUGGUUGUGGAAGCCUGCCGACGGGACCAGUCCCACCUAAUUGAGCAAGUUCUGGGCGACAUGGAAGAAAAAACGAAUGAGCAGGUGGCACAAUUCUUCAAUGAGGUCACUGAUUCCAUGGGAAACUAUGCUUUGCACAUUUGUGCUCAAUACGGCAGCUAUGAGACUAUGGAUACGCUUUUCGACAUCCAGUACUUCGAAUGCGACCCUCUGACUAGAUUGGACAAAGAUACGCCAUUACACACUGCAGUGCGGUAUGCCAAUGAGAAAGACCCUGAACUGGGUGCACACAUGAUCAGUAUGAUGUGUGAGGCUGGCUGUGACCCUAGAGUGCGGAAUAAGCAUGGUCAAAAGCCGGCAGAUCUGGUCUACAACAACAACGAGAUUAAGAAGACUCUUCAGCAGAAUGAGUAUAUCAUGGCCGAGGGUAUUCAAAACACUGGAGACGUGGAGUCUGAUGGCGAGCCCAGUGACAGUGACUAA
This is a messenger RNA of Penicillium salamii, 546 nucleotides long. NCBI's taxonomy places the organism in Eukaryota, Fungi, Ascomycota, Eurotiomycetes, Eurotiales, Aspergillaceae. The record is from the annotation of a GenBank genome assembly.